UUUUGAAGUAAUCCAACCCGUGUCGUCGAGUUCCUCCUCACUGCUCUCUGCCUCGCCCGACGGCCGCUGCUUCUCUCGCGCCGAUUUCUCCUUCGGUCCUUCCUCACAAAACCCUAGGCCUCAACCACCGCCAGUCAUGGCGACGCCGGCGUCGGCCGUCUCCGACGUGGGCGAACCACAGGCCGAAGAGCCCCCUCAGGCCGAGGCAGUGGUCGCGGCGCAACCGGAAGGGCCCGAGGCAGGGGCGGCCGCCACGGCGGAAUCGGCAGGGGCAUCCAAUCAAUCUGCCCUUGCGGCGGCAGCCUCCGGAGACGCCUCGUCCGCUCCCGCUCCCGUUCCCGCUCCCACCACCACUCCCGAUUCUGCGGCGGCGCCACCUCCGGCUUCUCCAGCUGCGCGCGCAGCACCAGGGCCUGCACGGCCGCAAUUUGCAGGCUUCCCGGCCUACAUGGCGCCCCCGUCUCCGUCGCCUGCCUUUUCUUUUAACGUACUGCUGAGGGCUCCACCAGCCCCGCAAAUUGGCGGCGGAGCAGCUUCACUACAGCCAGGCUCUUCUCCGGCACUCACAGCUGCUCCUGUGCCUGCAGCAGCUCUUCAGCCACCAGCCCCAGGGCAAUAUUUUGGGAACAGGCCUUCUUUCUCGUAUAAUGUAGUUUCGCAUGCUAAUGCUAGAUUGCCUACUGGUCAGCAGUUUCAACCUGACGCUGGAACAAACCAUGUUGGUCAAGCUUCUAGAUUUGUUUCACCGGGUUCCUUGCAGCCUCCUGCUCCUGGGCAAUUAACUCGCCCAGGUACAACUUUGCAAGGAGCUAUGGCACCUAAUCCUCCUGGAUCUAUUCAGUUGCCAUUUUCAGUGCCAAGGCCAUCCAAUAUUCCUUUUGGUGCUAGCGCACAACAGGGCAACUUGGACACUAAUACCUCGAAAUCAGAUGCCCCAAGUGCGCCAAUGGUUAGCCCCCAUACCAUGCAGUUGCCUACUGGCCUGUCAUCAAAUUCCCCCUCAACAAUUACAAGUGCUUCUGGAAGUUCUUCAAUCCCUAUUCAGAUGCCAUCACUGUCAUUGCCACCUCGCCCUGAGGUAUUUGGAAGUGGUAGACUAUCUGUACCUGGACAACCUUCUCCAAUCUUCUCAAAUCCAACAAGCCUCCCUGGGAGGCCUAUUGUUCCAUCUGCAGCUUCUUUGCCCCAAACAACACCAUCAUCAAUUGCAAACCCAGGUGUUAUUCCACAGAAUUCUCAACCACCAUUUUACCCAUCCUAUCCAGGACAUGGUGUUGUCCCACCUCAACCUUUAUGGGGGCACCCCCAUCCUCCACAACCUACUGGGGCCCAGCAGCCUCCCUUCCAGUCCUAUCCUGGUCCUGUAGGGUCUCUUGGCAAGCCAAUGGUUGGGGCUUCUGCUGCAACUAAGGCCUUUGCCAAUCCCCAACCAUCUAGUGUCUUAACUGGCGGGGAUCGAAAAGAACAGGCAUCAACAAAUCCAGGAUCUGAACAGCCCACUCUGGCUUCAUCCGAGCCAGGUUCUACAGGACAUGGAGGUCAAGUCAAUGAGCAGCUGGAGGACAAAAGAAACACAGGAGUUCAGGAUUCGGAUGCAUGGUCUGCUCACAAAACUGAAACUGGUGUUGUAUACUAUUACAAUGCCUUGACUGGAGAAUCAACUUAUCAGAGACCGCCUGGUUAUAAGGGGGAGCCUGAGAAUGUUGCAACACAACCAGUUCCAGUUUCUUGGGACAAAUUGGCUGGUACUGACUGGAGCAUAGUAUCAACAAGCGAUGGAAAGAAAUAUUAUUAUGAUAACAAGCAAAAGGUUAGCAGCUGGCAACUUCCGCCAGAGGUGGCUGAGCUCCUCAAGAAUGCGGAAUCUGGUCCAACUUUGCUGCAGGAUGCUGCUACUAUAGAUAAUAAGGGAGUAAUAAACAUUGAUGCAAGUACUCCUGCCAUACAGACAGGUGGCCGUGAUUCGUUGCCACUUCGGCAAACAGUUGCCCCUGCAUCGCCAUCUGCAUUGGAUUUAAUAAAGAAGAAAUUGCAGGAUGCUGGUGCUUCCAGUGUGCCUUCACCUCUUGCUACGUCUUCAUCUGCUGCUUCUGAACUGAAUGGAUCCAAACCAGCUGAUGCUGCACUUAAGGGGCAGCAAGUGUCGAAUAAUGGUGAGAAAUCAAAAGAUAACAAUGGAGAUACGAAUAUGUCUGAUUCCUCUUCAGAUUCAGAUGAUGAGGAACACGGCCCAAGUAAAGAGGACUGCAUUCGUCAGUUUAAGGAGAUGCUAAAGGAACGAGGAGUUGCACCAUUUUCGAAGUGGGAGAAGGAACUUCCAAAAAUAGUUUUUGAUCCGCGCUUUAAGGCUAUUCCUAGUCACUCGACAAGGCGGGCUAUAUUUGACCACUAUGUUCGCACACGUGCUGAAGAGGAGCGAAAGGAGAAAAGAGCUGCCCAGAAGGCUGCAGUAGAGGCGUAUAAAGAAUUACUGGAAGAAGCAUCCGAGGACAUCAACGAGAAAACAGCCUAUCAGGAUUUCAAAAGAAAAUGGGGUGCUGAUUCUCGGUUUGAAGCCUUGGACCGAAAGGAAAGGGAAGCUCUUUUUAAUGAGAAGGUGAAGGCUAUUCAAGAAAAAGUCCAAUCAAUGCGCAAAGCUGUCAUUGCUGACUUCAAAUCAAUGCUUCGAGAAAGUAAAGAUAUAACUUCAGCUAGCCGAUGGACAAAAGUGAAAGAAAAUUUCCGGAGUGAUCCAAGGUACAAAGCCACGAAGCAUGACGAGAGGGAAACUAUAUUUAAUGAAUAUAUAGCAGAACUAAAAUCUGCUGAACAGGAAGCAGAACAAGCUGCCAAGGCCAAAGUGGAUGAACACGCCAAGUUAAAGGAGAGGGAACGCGAAACACGCAAAAGGAAAGAAAGGGAGGAACAGGAAAUGGAGAGAGUAAAAAUGAAGAUCCGAAGAAAAGAGGCUGUGUCAUCAUACCAAGCUUUGCUUGUUGAAAUGAUUAAGGAUCCCAAGGUAUCAUGGACAGAAUCCAAACCGAAGCUUGAAAAGGAUCCACAAGGUCGAGCUCUAAAUCCUGACUUAGGCCAAGGCGAUGCAGAAAAGUUAUUUCGUGACCAUGUCAAGGACCUAUAUGAGCGGUGUGUACGUGAUUUCCGGGCACUUCUAUCUGAGGUUAUCACUCCAGAAGUAGCAGCACGGACAACAGACGAGGGGAAGACUGCAAUCAACUCUUGGAGUGAAGCAAAAUGUCUUCUAAGAUCUGAUCCAAGGUACAACAAACUGGCGAGUAAAGACAGAGAGUCUAUUUGGCGGCGCUAUGCUGAUGACUUGACGAGGAAACUCAAACAAUCUGACACGAAGGAGAAGGAUAAAUCGGAUACAGAUGGGAAGCCACGAAGGUCAUCUGACACGAAGGAGAAAUCAGAUACAGAUGGGAAGCAACGUAGGCCCUCUGAUCCACCUAGGCGCAGGUAGCCGCUUAUAGUAACACCCACUUGUACUUCCUAGUCUAUUUCUUGCUGUUCGUGAAGGGCCUGGUUACACUCUUCUGUAACAUAUUGCAUUGUCAAUUGUCAUCGUCAUCACAGCAAGUUUUGUUAUUGAGGAGCUUCUACGUUUUACAAGUUC
Molecule: messenger RNA, 3613 nt
Organism: Panicum virgatum (switchgrass)
Lineage: Eukaryota; Viridiplantae; Streptophyta; Magnoliopsida; Poales; Poaceae
Product: pre-mRNA-processing protein 40C
Exons: 16
Coding region: 137-3460 (1107 amino acids)
Cellular component (GO): nucleus
Molecular function (GO): RNA polymerase binding; transcription coregulator activity
Source: RefSeq, a predicted model, not a curated record